AUGGCUGCCAGCCCAGAUAUUGUAUAUUCCACUGCCAAGAUGGCCACUGCCACCUCCAAUAUGGAUACUACCACAUUUAAAGCAGCAGCCUACAAUCCUAAUAUGCCACCUGAAUUGGCAGAAGACCUGCCACUGUCAACUGGCAUGAUAAUUCAACUCAUCAAAGAUUUGAGAGUUGAUUUGAAAAAUGACUUUAAAAAAGACUUUGACACACUAUAUGGUGCCAUGGAGGGCAUUAACCAGCGAACAGAAAUAAUAGAGAAUAGAUUGCGCUCUCAAGAGCAAUCUACCUGGAUCUGGUUGAAACCGUAA
Molecule: messenger RNA, 312 nt
Organism: Pelobates cultripes (western spadefoot toad)
Lineage: Eukaryota; Metazoa; Chordata; Amphibia; Anura; Pelobatidae
Source: the annotation of a GenBank genome assembly